GGGGCGGGGCUGGGGUCCUGGCUUCCCUGCCCGGGGGCCGUGGCCGGGAACGGCGGCCCCCGAGAGGCCGGCGGAAGCUGGACGAGAGAAGAGAGAGCGCCGGAGCCUGGGGGUUCUGGAUGCGGUCGCAGCGUGGGGCCGCGCGUCUGGGCGCUGCGGUGCGGGCAGGCCAUGUCCCAGGACUCCCUGUCGCUGUGGCAGCUAGUGGAGGAGCAUGUUCCGCUCCCGGAGCGGUCCGAAGUGAAGAGGAUCCUAGGGGAAGCAGUGGUGGACCUCAGCCUGGAGCUGCGGGCGGAGGUGGCCAUGUUGUGGGAACUGCUCCAAGAGGCUCGGUCCCCCCAAACCUCUGGUUCCUGUACCACCUCUGACCUCUGCUCCCUUCUGGCACCACCACCCCUUCUAAGGGACCUCGUGCGUCAGGAACUCCGGCAGCUGCUCCACAGCCUCCGCCACAAGGCCAUCUGUGAGGGCAGGGACCAGAACCAGGCUUGGGCUCAGUAUAGCCCCAGGGUCGUGCGCUUUGCCUUGGAGGAGCCCAGAUGUGAUUCUCCAGAGCAGGAGAUACUUGGAAUGAGAGUUGGUGAAUCCAGCAGCAGCCACAGAGACCUCAGCAUCAUCAGGGACCAACUGAACGUGUCUGACAUCGACCAGGUUGCCAGGCACCUGCGGGGCCUCCUGGAGGAUGAGUGUCGCACCUUGGAGAGGGAGAUCUCCAUCCUUCAGGAUGGGGCACUGACCCUGCUCUGCCUGCAGGGCUGCCUGGAAGAGGAGUACACACAGGCUUCCCAGCCCCCCAAGGCAGCCCUAGAGCCCACCCUGGCAGAUGUGCCUCUUCCGCCAGAACUACAGGAACAGAAAAAGGUCAUGGAACGGGACCUGAAGGCCCCCCUGGGGUCCUCCUCCGUCUCCCCCAGCCACAGGCAGCGGCUGUUGGACCGGCCCCUCCCCCUGGGCACACAGGCAAUGAAGCCCUCCAUUCAAGGCCCCAGACCCUUUCCUUCCCUCUGUGGGGCUGCUGGAGUUUUGGCUGGGCCUCUCCAGUGCCGCCUGCCUACACCUCCUUCAGAGUGCCGCCCCCGACCUAGAGGCCUGGCUGCCACCUGCCGCUGGGGACGGCAGCUCCGAUGUAGCACCAGGGAAGGGCCAGCUCCCACUGUAGUGUCCAGUGUGGCACCCCAGGCCCCCACCUGAAGGGCUGGUCACAAAGUAGGCUUCUGCUAGAACUCGCGUCAUCUGCUUCUGCUGCCUCUCAGCCUCCAGCUUCAGAUCUAGUCUUGGAUGGGCCCUGGCCAUGACCUCUUGGCUGGCUGGCUAGCCCUUCCCCGCCCCCUCACCAGGGCCCUUGCAUCUGGGGCUGAGGAGCAAGGAGUCUGUCCCAGCCAUCAGAGCUUUUGGCUUUUUUCCCCGCAGCAUCCCACAAGGCCCUGGCAGGCAGAGGUCCCAUCCCAGCCCUGACUUUUGUCCCCCUGGGAGGCCCAGACAAAGCACAGCGGCAGCUCAGAGACAGGAAUAAAAAUUUCAUUAAAAUC
Molecule: messenger RNA, 1529 nt
Organism: Loxodonta africana (African savanna elephant)
Lineage: Eukaryota; Metazoa; Chordata; Mammalia; Proboscidea; Elephantidae
Gene: CCDC24
Product: coiled-coil domain containing 24
Exons: 9
Coding region: 172-1191 (339 amino acids)
Source: RefSeq, a predicted model, not a curated record